Lingula anatina is the source of this 2192-nucleotide messenger RNA. RefSeq names its product equilibrative nucleoside transporter 4-like. Lineage: Eukaryota; Metazoa; Brachiopoda; Lingulata; Lingulida; Lingulidae. Gene Ontology annotation, biological process: nucleoside transmembrane transport. The record is from RefSeq and is a predicted model, not a curated record. Gene Ontology annotation, molecular function: monoamine transmembrane transporter activity; nucleoside transmembrane transporter activity. Gene Ontology annotation, cellular component: plasma membrane.
GCAGUAUAUCACAGAAGGAUAUCCCAGCAUUCUUGGGUAAAGCAAUUUGUAUAAGUAAUGGCAACAUGGCGUUAAAUCACUUGGUAUUGUUCACCGGUAAUAUAUUAUGGAUUGAAUGAGAGUUCGUUUCAGAAUGGAAUAAGGAUUAAACGUAUGAAAACCUGAAUGUUGAACCCGGUGGAGGAACAUCAAUGGCAUAUGCAUGUACCAGUACACCCGGUGUGUAUCCAAAUGCCAUUCACUGUUGACCUUCAAGCUGGAUAACUCAAUAUAAAACGUGGAAAGAUGACGAUCGAUUGAGUCAAUUACAAGUCUUCAAGUACGCAAAAUCACUGCACUGUACAUUUGUACACAUUGCUGAGGAAAGGUGCAAGUAUUAAACCGUUGGGACUCUAUUUGGAAGGUUUCAGUCUGGGCUUAGUGAGUUGUCUCAUGUAAACUGGCAUUGCCUCCAGGCAUGGUUUGGACAGGAAUAGAGAGGCUGACAUUUUUCUUACCAGGUUCCUCGCGACGACAAUAGAUCUACUAUCAAUGUGACAGAUAUUACACUGCAAGAACCGAGCAAAAUCCAAAAUGGAUGAAAACCUGUCAAGAGGCUACGUUCAGCUCAGCAAACAGAGGGCUAGUGUGUCCAGCAUUGGCGGCCAGUCUAGUGAGAGUGGGCAGUCCCCGUCCGGCCUCAAUGUACCCCACGACACCUGCAGCUGCAUCUACCUUGGUCUAAUUCUGGCCGGAGCUGGGUUCUUGCUGCCAUACAACAGCUUUAUCAUAGCGGUUGACUACUACCAAGAUCGUUUCCCCGACACAACAAUAGUAUUCGAUAUGAGCCUUACAUAUAUCUGUGUCGCGUUUGUAAGUGUGUGCAUUAACAAUGUACUGGUGGAACUGCUGAGUCUUCACACUAGGAUUACAGUGGGAUACGUAAUUUCGUUCUUGACAUUGUUAAGUGUGGCGUUAUUUGACGUGUGGUUUGAGCUGCUAACCAGGGACAGUGCCUACAGGGUCACAUUGGCGGCCGUGGGCACCGUGGCUCUGGGCUGCACUGUUCAACAAUCCAGUUUCUACGGCUAUACCAGUAUGCUGCCCAUGAGGUACACGCAGGCAGUUAUGACAGGGGAAAGCGCAGCAGGCCUUUUGGUGUCAGCAAACCGUAUUGUGACGAAAGCUCUUCUUAAUGAUGAAAAAGUCAACACCAUGAUCUUUUUCUGCAUCUCCGUUGUGACCGUAUUCGCGUGCUUUGUCAUCUUCAACCUAAUCCGCAGGACGGAAUUUGCGAGAUUCUACGAGAAUAUAUGUCGUACAGCUGGCAAACCAGACGAUAAAGUGGGAUUUUCCAACCAGACCGUGAUGCAAGAAGAGGUUGAAAUAGUGGACCAUACAACUAACCAAGGAAACUAUGGGGUUCUGGUCAUCGAGCAUGACGAUCAACCUAGACACGCUGUGUCGUCGUCAUCUUCACGUCAUAGUAUUGCUGAUGACGUCAGAAUCAAGUCUGAACCCUGGACAGUCAGGAGACCUACAACCAUAUGGGCCGCCAUCAAACACGGCGUGGUGCUGCGGAAACGUGCCUCCCGGACCACGUGGCCUUACAUGAUGUCCAUUGCAUUUGCGUACUUCGUGACGCUAUGCCUGUUCCCGGGCAUUGAGUCAGAGAUCCUGAGUUGUAGGUUGGGGAGCUGGAUGCCUGUAGUUCUGAUGGCCAUAUUCAAUGCCUCGGACUUCAUUGGCAAGAUCAUAGCGUCAUUGCCCUACGAUUGGCCCCCUCGUCGUCUCCUGGCUUGUUCUAUCCUCCGUGUGCUGUUAAUUCCGCUCAUGAUGAUGUGUGCCACGCCCCGCCUUGGACCAAUACUGAACGGUGAAGGGUGGGCCAUGCUGAUAUCAUUGAUUCUAGGGGUGACCAACGGUUACUUUGGCAGUGUCCCUAUGAUAUUAGCCUCCACCAAGGUGCCAGAUGAACAAAAGGAGCUUACAGGAAAUAUGAUGACGCUUACCUACAGCAUUGGUCUGACAACCGGAAGUGUCAUGGCGUACGGCUUGGACGAUUGGCUAGGACCUCGCCUUCCGCACGACCCCUGCCUGGUAAACAAUGCCACGCUAGUCGACCUACUCAACGGAACGAUAUCGAGUUCAUCGUUUGGAUAAAUGCACAUGAUACAAACGUAUAGGCUUUUCUAAUUUUUGUUUUCGAACAC